AUGCCUGCCAAAGCACCAACGCCGCGCACCACGCGCAAUAGCCGUGGCUUGCGCCAAAGCCCCGGCGUUUCGUCAGCCGACUCGUGCCUGGGCGAUUCCGCCCGAGUUUCUCGCCGUCGCGGCAACCGUGGGACCCCCCCCACCACCAAUUUCGAGCUUGCCCUCGAGGCCGCCGCCGAUCCCGCGACUCCAACACCUGGUGCGCGGUUCGCCGAACCAAACCCCCACCCGGCCCAUACUCUUGCCCUUGAGGCGAUUCCGGAGGAGCAGUCACAACCAACGACUCCCACCCCAACGGCCCGGCCGCCAGUUUUCCCUCCGCCAAUCUCUCUCCCACCGACAACCCCAUACAUUCCCACCUCGCCGCCGAGAACAUCACCCCUCGAGCACCCGCGGGUCACCGCGAUCAGAAGCACACCCACAAGAACCCCGAGGAGGGCCGCCUCCCCAAGAACCCCCGUCCGGCGCACCCGGUACGUCACCAGAUAUAUCGACGUAACUCCGCUGCAACCCACCGCGCCCGCGCCGAAAAGCCCCGGCAGCGAAACCCGCCUUUUUAAGCAACGGCGUAACGAAGAAGGCGAGGAGAAAUUUGCGAGGGAGCUGUGGAUCGCAAUCCGGAACGACCGUUACAUGAAAGAGUGCUGGUGCGGCCCGCCUAACAUUUACAACUCGCGAGAGGAGGCAGAAGUCGCGACCGGCCACCUGCGCUUUUACAUCGUCGGCUCCGAGGAGAAAAACCUGCGCGUGCUCCAGAAGAAGGACGAUUCCAAUUGGCACUGCAUUUGUGGGAACAACAACUACCACGCAGUCUACAAAAACUUUCUCAAUUCCAACGGAAAACGCCCAGCAGAAGACACUGAGAUCGGCCUGAUCGCGCAAAUCCAAGACUCAAACAGCGAUAAGAGUGCUCGAAGCAUCGAACGAGUUGUACCUGCGCCGAUUGACUCGACCCGGCACGAGGAGGAGCACUCGCUGGUCCUCAAAACCGCCCAAGCAGAGGCCCAAACAUUCCCUCAGUCGAUGUGGGGCAAAGCCUGCGGCAUACUAAGCCGUACCGUCGCGACAAUGAGCAGCCCCAUCGCGGCCAUUUACGACACCCUCCAAAAACAUUUCUGCGGCGAUGCCUACGAGACCCUCGACACCCGCCGGAAAGACGCCGACAGUGAGGCCGUUGUUGUCAAAAGGCUGAAACAACAAGCUCCGGUUUUACCCACGGAACAAUCCCCUUCUGAGAAUGGAGACGAUGGGUUUGACGACCUUGUGUGGCCCGACCUCCCCACUGAUCACAUCGGUUCAGAAGAGAUCCAAGACAUCUUCUAUUUCAUCGGAAACCAAUUCCAAGAUGUCAAGACGGGCAAGCUUGUCUACGGCUCCUCAGUUGCGGAUAUAAAGAAGCAAGCUCCAGACACCACGGACUGCCGAGCCAGUAUCGCGAUUUUUAAGUACCAGGAACUCAGGCACGGACCGGUACUGCCCGGAGAACCCGCCAUCAAGAAAAAAGAGAAGUGGAUGGAAACGGUGCAAGCCUAUCACGACAGCUUGAAAGAGUGCCUCCGUCUCAUCCAGGAGAUCUACUGCGUCGGCGGCAUUCUUGAGGGCCUCAAGAAGAGAUAUACCGCGCCACCGCGCCGUCUGCCAUUGCGGGAUAUCCAUUACAGAAGAGAAGCAUUGCUCACGGCAAAGUUUUUGGGUUUCCUGCGGUCACUUGACAUCGUGCGGGACAUCUCCGAUAGCAGCUACGAGACCAUCAGCAAGAUGAUUGUAGAUGUUAAUGCCAUCCACAAGUCAGAAAUGCUGCCCAGCUUCGUUGCGCUGAGGCCCGAGGAUCCCAUCGAAAAUAUGCCGGGCUUCUUCCCAGAGGACAAGGUUUCGGCCAUGGAGGAGAUUCCCGCCGACGAAUUCGAGUGCGAAGUCCUGUACGAACGCAGAUUCCCGGACCCAGAGCCAUCCGGCGAGGAAGUGCCGAGCAGACCUGGCGACUACAAAAUGGUGCUAGAGCCUAAGGGGAUCCUUAAGCCGUCGAAGGUGAGGGAUGCCCCGGCCUCGCCGAAGUACGUCGCAACCCCCGAGAAGCACAGGAAGCUCUCCUUCAUCAACCCGGUUUCCUUGUUUAUCCCUCCCGCACACAUUCCAACCAAGGUUAUGGCACCACACGAGGCGGAUCGUUUUUUGAAGGCGAAGUUGGAGGCAGAAGUCCUUCGCGAUGAGCACUCAACCCGCGUAUUCGACGCUCUCAAGACAGUCUCUCGGCCGCAAAAUGACGGGCCAAUCCGCCCCAAAGACAAGUGGAGUCUGGAGGAGCUUGAGAAGGACGACCAAGAGAUGGGGCUGACUUACUACGCUCACAAGUACGAUGGUUUCUUGAAUGACCUCCGUGAUGAUUUGGAGAAGCGGGUAGAGGCAGACGAGGAAGAACGCACGAAGCGGACGGUCAGGCUCGCUCCACAGCGACACAUGGUACAGAUUUCGCUUCCGCCUUUACCAUCCACUCCCGCAAGGCGUCGACAGGCGGCCCAUCUUCUUGAGAAUGAUACCGGUAGCCCGGCAGGUUCCAGUCCCGGAACCAACCCUCUGCGCACUAAAACGGAGGUGUCCCAACCCAAGCCUGCCGAACAGAAACGUCCCCUUACCUUGGAUGAGUUCUUUGCAGAAGAUGAUGAUGAUUUGGCAAUCUCCGUCGCAAAAUUCGAGCAGCUCCAGAUUGAUCGGCAAAUCCGAGAUGAAUUUGAGAUUGGGAUCCGUCGAGACGCCGAAGAGAAGCGGAAGCGUGAGGAAGAGGAGGCCCGUCGCCAGGAACAGCGCCGACUCGAAGAAGAGCGUCGACGGCAAGAAGAGGAGCGUCGCCGUGAGCAAGAAGCCCAGAGACAGAGGGAGGCCGAGGAAUUUGCUGCGCUCACCGGCUUGAGGCAACCCACUCGUUCUCUCAUUGUACCCUUGUCCGACGACUGGAACUGCAAAGUCGUCAACGCCGCGAGAGCGCAUCCAACUGCCGAGCUCGUCAAAACCCUCGAGGGCCAGCCGCUUACCAGGCGCGACUUUGAAGAGAAGCUUCUUCCGCCGACCGCGUGGCUAAACGACAACGUUAUCAUCGGCUCAAUCCUGCACGUCGCGGACUAUAUCAACAAAACGAACGGCACGACAGAUCAAGAACCCAAGUGUGCCGCCUUCACAUCUUAUUUUUGGCCGCGCGUCCUCUCCCAUGGCCCAAGUGCCUGCGGCCGCCUCUUGCGGAGGGCCGGUGUUCGCAAAGCGAACUUCCUUGACAUUGACACGGUUCUAAUCCCCAUCUGCGCGCACUCCCACUGGACCCUGGCUGUGAUCCGUCCCGGCAAACGGACCGUCGCGCACAUCGACUCGAUGCGUGGGGGUAGCGGCCACAGUGAUGUCAAGGCCAAGCUGCUCGAGCUAGUGGCCUUUAUCCUCGAGGACCAGUUCGUCGAGGCCGACUGGCGCGCCAUCGACUACGAAGCCCCGCUUCAAACCAACGGGUGGGACUGUGGUGUUUUUACCAUUACGAACGCCAUGUGCAUGGCCAUGGGCCUGAACCCGAAAUUUUCGUACACCGAGAGCGAACUGACGCUGCAGCGGAGGCGGCUGGCCGCGAUGCUGCUCAACGAAGGGUUCAAAGGCGAGUUCAGUCUCGAUGGGUUCUGA
Messenger RNA from Chaetomium globosum CBS 148.51, 3657 nucleotides. RefSeq lists its product as uncharacterized. Gene Ontology annotation, biological process: protein desumoylation. The transcript has 2 exons. Gene Ontology annotation, molecular function: deSUMOylase activity. The record is from RefSeq and is a predicted model, not a curated record. The coding region runs from base 1 to 3657 and encodes 1218 amino acids. Gene Ontology annotation, cellular component: nucleus. NCBI's taxonomy places the organism in Eukaryota, Fungi, Ascomycota, Sordariomycetes, Sordariales, Chaetomiaceae.